CGGGUACGAAGAUGUUAAAGUUGACGAGAAAUUCCCGAAGUUUAUGCACUCGGCAAAUGCCGACAUUUCUUUCCUCUUUACUUUCACGGGCAUCUGCGUGAAGAUUUUUUGUUAGUAGGCAUGGUAUGCCGCUGCGUGCUACGUUAUGGUUGUGUGCUGGAGCCGAAUAGGAUAACGAUGCCUUGUUUUUCGCUGAGGAGCAGAAGACCGAUUGCACCCGGUUAAUUGAACGACAAUCUAUAGGAGGGCUAGGUAACCGGUAACGAUCGAGACACCGCUUUGUUCCCGUCCCUCACACAUAAUUGCGGUCGAACACUCAUAUACGUAUACGUGUGCCAUGCCCUGCUCACCCUUCCUCUUGUAUGCCGCCUCUCUACCCCGAGCUGUACGACUUGAUCAUCGACCACCUCGCGGAUGACUUUGGAGCGCUCGGGGCGUGCGCGCUGGUGUGUAGCGGGUUUUUACCAAGGUGUCGGCAUUAUAUGUUUCGGGAUGUGGUGUUUUAUCCUCCGAGGGCGCCGGGGGAGGAGAGUCGGUGUGGGGUGUUCCUACGGUGUUUUGGGGAUAGGGCUGGGCUUGUGGAGGGUCUGACGGUUUAUGAGAGGGGGUUGCCUGGGGGUAAGGGGAUGCGGACGGAUGAGUGGAUGGGGGAUUUACCGAGGGUGCUGCCGCUGUUUGUAUCCCUGCGGAGGGUGAGGGGAGAGGAGUGUGGUGUACAGGGAGGGCUGUGUAGGGAGUUGGAGACGCUGAGAGUAGGGGACUGGGAGUACCUCUUUGGGAGGGAGGGGGUUAUUUCGUUGGAAAGAUUGAGGGAUGUGGUGUGGCCUGUUACGUCGGAGGUGGGGAGUUGGAUGCCGGGUGUGCAUGAACUGUUUGGGCGGGCGAAGAGGUUGGAGAGGGCGAUGUUGUUGGAUUGGAGGGGGAGUCAUCGGAAUCUUGAUCAUAUCACACCCAUACCGGAUAUCAGUCACCUGCGUUUCCUGACUGUAUUUGUCCCUCUUGCGUAUACGGACCGAUACGAGGUUCGGAGAGCUCUGGUGUGCAGCAAGGACAAGGUGGACAAGGUGGAAACGGCGGUGUCUGUGCUGGAUUGGACGAGGAGGAUGCUCGAUACGGGCGUGAGGUUGGAGGAGGUGGUGAUCAUUGUGAAUGGCAAGUCUGUGGUGGAGGACGAGGCUGUGAGGCAGGCUUGGGCGCGCGUGUUGAGGUCGGGUGUCGUGGUUAGGGUGGAAGGAGGGUGGAAGGAGACGGUGAAGGAAUGGAUUGGAUGGCCGAGGGUAGAGCGCGCAGAGAGGAGAGAGGGGUUGUAUGAGUUGUAGGCUGGCUUGAUGACAGAGCGUACAACAUGUGGUGGUAUAUGCGUCUCCCGGUGUGGACCUGCCGGUGCAACGAGGAGAUUCCUAUCAGCUACGCGUCUUUCUCUGCCGAAUGAUUGUAUGUUGUCUGCCAUGAAAUCGACAGUCUUCUAACAACCAGCCAGGAAUGAGUGUGAGCGAUUG
Messenger RNA from Desarmillaria tabescens, 1499 nucleotides. RefSeq lists its product as uncharacterized. Lineage: Eukaryota; Fungi; Basidiomycota; Agaricomycetes; Agaricales; Physalacriaceae. The record is from RefSeq and is a predicted model, not a curated record. The transcript is spliced from 5 exons. The coding region runs from base 363 to 1319 and encodes 318 amino acids.